CAUAAACGAGACGUGCACGAUACGUGCACGAGACGAGUGUCGUGCGACGCUCGUUUUUAAUUAAUAGCACAGGUUUAAAUACAUUCAGCCUCACAUGAACGUAACGAACACGAGACGACUACGAGAUUCGGUUAACGACAACGAGCCGACGAGUUUUGUUUAAUUUUUCUCGUGCCGGUGCCGCUGCGCGUAUAGGUCCAGUAUGUGUUUUUAGUGCAAUUAGGUAGUAGGUACAUAAUUUCAGCGUCAUUUGAAUAUUUACCUUUCCUAAAAUGGAUGUUGAGAAACUUAUUGAAGAAGUGCGACGUUAUCCCGUACUCUAUGAUCUCAGUAAUAACAAAUACAAAAAUAAUGAGUAUAGAGAAAGGGUUUGGAAAAAAAUUGCAGAAGAUCUACAGGUAGAAGGGGGGCCAAUAACAUGCAAAACAAAAUGGAUCCAUAUACGUGAUCAGUUUCGCAGAAUUUUAAAGAAAAGGAAAACUACAACAGGUAUGGCUGCUGGCCCCGUAAGAAAAUACAAAUAUGAAGAUAUUUUACAAUUCAUAUUGCCCCAAAUGUCUGAAAGAGAAACUUUAUCAAAUGUAUCCCAGUUACAAGAUGAAGAUGCGGAAGGUGAUGAAGAUGAUAUAGAAGAGACCCAAGAGAGUGAUACACUCCUUGCAGAAAAUGACGAGUUGGAGAAGACAAUAGAAAAUGCUGAAAGAAACGCAAGCAAUGAUUCAUUCAUUCCCGAAGCCCAUACACAAAAAGAAAAAGAUUUCUGCUAACACAAUCGAUAAACGUCAAGAUCAAAGUGCUUCAUCUCAGCUGAUGUCAUAUAUUUUGGAAGAAAAGAGAAAUG
Messenger RNA from Photinus pyralis (common eastern firefly), 841 nucleotides. RefSeq names its product transcription factor Adf-1-like. The coding region runs from base 273 to 767 and encodes 164 amino acids. Gene Ontology annotation, cellular component: transcription regulator complex; nucleus. The transcript is spliced from 2 exons. Gene Ontology annotation, biological process: regulation of transcription by RNA polymerase II. The record is from RefSeq and is a predicted model, not a curated record. NCBI's taxonomy places the organism in Eukaryota, Metazoa, Arthropoda, Insecta, Coleoptera, Lampyridae.